AUGAAAAAAUUUAUGAUAAAUUUAUUUUUGAUAAAUAUAUUUUUUUUAACAUACCAAUUAAAAUGUAAUAUAAUAAAUACAAAAUGUGGCAGUUGGAAUGAGUGGUCAGAAUGCGAAGGCGAGUUUAUGUCAAGAACUUAUAAUUAUGAUUAUUCUAUACGUGAUUUAAGAUCAUGUAAAAAUUGUGGAAAGUGGGGAAAUUGGUCCUCUUGUAAUGAUGGAAAAACAUAUAGAUAUUUAGAUAAUUGCUCAUUUUUUAAAGAAGAAAAAGACUGUACUUCUAAUAAAGAAGAUAAUAAAAAAAUAGAAAAUGGGAAUUUGCAAAGUACGGUAGUUGAUUUAAAUUAUGAUAAUAACAGAAAUGAAGAAACUUUGCUAAAAGACAAUAAUAAGCAACAUGAGAAAGAAAAUGAAGUAAUUAACUUUAAUAAAGAAACUAAUUUACAGAAAUCAGAGAAAAAUCAAAAUGAUAAUAUUUCUGAAACUCCAGAAAAUAAAAUUAAAGAAGAUCAAAAAAUUAAUAAUGACGAAGAAGAUUUAAAAAAUAUUCAUAAAUUAAAUAAUGGUUUUGAAUCUUCAUCUAAUUUAGUUAAUAAUCAAAAUGAUACACAAGAACAAAAGAAUGAAGAUCUAGUUAAUAAAGACGCCAAAUCACCAAUUAUUCAAAAAAACAAGGAAAACGAAAUUAAGGAACAUAAUCAAAUUUUUAAUAUAAAUUCCAUUUUAGGAAAAGAGAAUAAUGGUCAACUGAAUAAUACCAAUUUACGUCACAAUAAUAAUGAAAUGAGAAAAAGUUCUUAUCAAAAAAAAAAAGUAAGAAAAUUUGGGGACAAUCAAAAAAUAAAGAUAAACAAUCAUAAUGAAAAAAUAGAUGAAAAUAAAUCAAAAGAAGAUUCCAACAUUGCUAAUGUUUUGAAAACAUAUGAAGAUACCAAUAAUGAGGAAAACAAAAAUUCAUAUAAUUCUUAUGGUUUAUAUGAAGAUAAAUAUGAUACAAAGGAUAAUGAUUCUAAAGCAAAAUAUAAUGAUUCAAUAAAAUUUAAUCGAAUAUAUAUAGCAAGUGGUGUGGGUGCUGUUUUAAUUUUAACUGGAGGUGUUAUUAGUUAUAUUAUGUUUAAAGAAAACAAAACAGAUGAUGUUCUCAUUGAAAAUAAAGAUGAAAAUUAUGAAGUUCUUUUUAAUGAUGAUGUUUUAAAAAAUAAAAGUACAAAAGCAUUAUAUGAAGAAGAAUUUUGGGCACAUGAAUAA
This is a messenger RNA of Plasmodium relictum, 1248 nucleotides long. It is a transcript of the gene MTRAP, whose product is annotated as merozoite TRAP-like protein, putative. The coding region runs from base 1 to 1248 and encodes 415 amino acids. The record is from RefSeq and is a predicted model, not a curated record. The transcript has a single exon. Lineage: Eukaryota; Apicomplexa; Aconoidasida; Haemosporida; Plasmodiidae.